Messenger RNA from Erinaceus europaeus (western European hedgehog), 1800 nucleotides. Its product is annotated as keratin-associated protein 27-1. Gene Ontology annotation, cellular component: keratin filament. Gene Ontology annotation, molecular function: structural molecule activity. The record is from RefSeq and is a predicted model, not a curated record. NCBI's taxonomy places the organism in Eukaryota, Metazoa, Chordata, Mammalia, Eulipotyphla, Erinaceidae.
UAUAAUCUCUCUAACAAAUAAUUUUCUCUUCAUAACUGGCACGUUGGGACAUUAUGAUCUAAAAGCACUUCAAUGAAGGGUUUUACCAAUAUUCCCCAGAGCCGCUGCCACUCUCUCAGAAGCAUCUACAGCACCCCACCACUCUCUGCCAUAGAACAUGGAUCUAGUUCUAUCAACUUUGAAGAUGGACUUUUUUUACCCACCCGUUGCCAUGGCAGGACGUGGCUCCUGGACAACUUUCAAGAGAACUGCAGUGAAACCAGAAGCUGCAAAAUGACCAACAGUGAACAGGAACAGUGCACAAAAGUUAGCUGUGGGCAGGCUGACUGACUUCCCAGAGUUUGUUCUUCAAAUUCUAGGUCCUGGGAAAGGACAACAUGCCAAUCAGGAAGUUCUUCAGCAAUGUUGGAGUGUGUGUCUCAACCUUGCCUGGCAGGAAAUAGUCAGAAAAAGGGCUUUGGAGUCCAGAGCUGUCAACCUGUGAGUUCUAUGGCCAAGUGUUGUCCACCCAACACUUGUGUGUCUGAGAGUUACCAAAGUAUUGAAUGUGAAUCUAGUCAAUGUCAGUUUCAGAGCUCUGAAUCCAGUUCCUGUAGAUCUCUGCUCUGUGUUGAAUCAGAACCCCAACUCCUGGUAUCUUCUAGUGCUUAUGAGCCAACUUGCUGUGUUACUGGUGGCCUGCAAGUGCCUACUAAAUGAAGAAUGUGUAGAGAGCUAGGAUAUUCUAAUUUGGAUGAUUUGACUACCUGAAACAUCUAGUAACUUUUAUUCUUCUAAAUAUAUAUUGUAGUGCAUGUUGCUGUGAGAUCAUGUACAUGCCUUCUACUCUCUCCAAGGAAAUUUUAAGGGUAUUUCUAGGGGAAAACCGAGAUAUAAAAACAUGCUGGUGAUUUAAGGUCACUGGGACAUUAUGUAUUUGACAGCAAUCAUCAUUGAAAAUGGGGCUAAACUAUGUACUUUUAAAAGUCAACAUAACACUUGAGUUACUGGUCAUUAUUGAUGUAGAAACCUGGUACUGAGUCAGACAGUCAUGAUGCUAAUAUCAUAAGCCCUCUUAGUCAUCAAAUUUAUUGGGAUUAACUCUAUCAAUAUUUAUCAUGUAGUUGCUAACAUCAGAACCACAGCCUAAGCCUGUCUGUUCACUUUCCAUCUAUUUUUUUUUUCCUUGAAUGGAUGACCUCACCAAUGUGUCCAAGAAUCUUACCUCUCCAGAUCCCUACCUCUAGGGAAGGAUAGAAACAUACUGGAGGUAUGGGUUGACCUGCCAAUGCCCAUGUACAGCAGAAAAGCAGUACAGAAGCCAGGUCUCCCACCUUCUGUACCCUAAAAAGAAUUUUGACGCAUACUUCCAGAGGGAGAGACAUAGUAGGGGAAGAUGAAUAGAGUAUUCUGAAACCCAAUUCCAUAAGGACCCAUAAAGAAAAGAGAGAGGGACAGAGAGAGAGAGAGAGAAAAAAAAAAGGAAGGAUAUUUGGAAGUAGUAAUAGGUAUUGGUGUGACAGAAGAGUUCCCACCUGCAGGGGGCAAGCUUUAUGCAUGGUAAAGCAAUGGUGCAGGUGUCUCUCUCCCUCUCUAUCAUCCCCUUCUCUCUCGAUUUCUGGCUAUCUCUACCCAACAAAUAAAUAAAGAUACAAAAGAAAAAAGAAAAUAAUAGAAGGUAGGGCCACAAAAAAAUGGGCAAAAUUAUAGGUAGAUGAUAAAUAGAUAGAGAGAUGGAUGGAUAGAGGUUAGAUAGAUAGGUAGAUAGAUAAAUAUAGAGAUAAUAGUCAAUUUAUAUGUGUUAUCUUGGAAGAACUACUG